CCCCUGAAGAAGAAGAGGAGGCGGCGUCCAUGGUCGUAGCUUCACUGGACAAACAGCGUUGAUGUCAAUUGAAGUGUCGGUUUAGUUUGUUUUUGAUGAAAUUAUGAACAACGGUGAUUUCACGGCAGGUCGAGAGAAAAUGACAGCGCUCCCCGAUAAAGUGGACAUGUCUUUGGAUGACAUCAUUCGCUUGAACAAAAAAGAGAAACAGUUCAGGAGGAAACAAGCCAGCGGGAACCGCCGACCGUUCAAGAAGAAAGACCGUGUAGGUCCAGGGAGGGGCGGGGCACCGAGGGCAGCAGGAACCCCCCAGAGAGCAGGAGGUGGCUUUACCCGGGGAGGAGCUGCUAAGUUACGACAAAGAAGGAUUCCUCCUCUGCUGGGGCGACGGAGGGGUCAGGGGGUCAUCACGGGGCUGGCAGCCAAGAGGCCCGCUGUCCUGCUGAAACGAGCCGGGACCCUCAACAGAACCGCCGCUAACCAGCAGAGACAGAGACAGAAAGCGAGGCCCUUCAAUCCUCGCCCUGAGCUUCAGUACAGAAGACAGGAGGUGCAGAGACGCCUGUACCGGCAGCCCGACCCACACAGAGGCCAGAACGGAACAUCGGCCAGGAGACCCUUUCAGCUGCGACGGCAAGCUGCUCCUCCUGCCCAGCAGACUCAGAGGGAGGCCCGCCAGGCCAUGUUCCUGUUCCGCAGAGGCCUCAAGGUACAAGCACAGGUGCAGAAGCCAAGUGCCUCUUCUCCUCCAGUGAAAACACGCCAGUGGAGCACACAAACAGCUGGCAGUGGGAUUUUGACGGUGUCCAUCGACAACCCUUCAGCCAGGACUCAGCCUGAGCCUGCGACCGCCUGGACCCUCCACCCCCCACCCGUCACUCCUCCUGUGAAGGUGGAGAAUGUGGAGAAGAAAGUCCCUAAAGGAGUGCCUCUGCAGUUUGACAUCAACAGCGUUGGGAAACCGCAAACCUCCAUGACUCUGAACGAACGCUUCCGUAUCCUGAAGGAUCAGCGUGCCGCCACUGCUCAGAGCAGUAAAGGCACCAGAUUUGUUACCGUGGGUUAACGCUGAGGAGCUCCUACUUCCUGUUUCUGAGAAGCCCACCUGAUGGAUGGGGAGGGGCUGUGCUGCUGACAUCACAGAAAGACGUCCACCAGGGGACAAUGAGCAGGACACGUGUCAUCGUACUCAACUUUUUGUGUUGUGGAUUGUUCAGUUCUGGAAAGAUUCAUCCUUUUAAAUUUCUCUCCUCUCGGACAGGAAGCUUUUAACCCUGUGAACUCUUUUUAACCCUUUUUCUUUUCAGAAAAGACGGCUGUGUAUUCGCAAAGAAAGGAAUAUGUGUUAAACACGUUUUGACGUGUUUUUUUUUUUUUUGUAAAUUCUUUAAAUAAAGUUUCUCUAAAUUUUUCA
Messenger RNA from Austrofundulus limnaeus, 1414 nucleotides. RefSeq names its product UAP56-interacting factor. Gene Ontology annotation, molecular function: mRNA binding. The transcript has 9 exons. Gene Ontology annotation, cellular component: nuclear speck. The record is from RefSeq and is a predicted model, not a curated record. NCBI's taxonomy places the organism in Eukaryota, Metazoa, Chordata, Actinopteri, Cyprinodontiformes, Rivulidae. The coding region runs from base 104 to 1066 and encodes 320 amino acids. Gene Ontology annotation, biological process: mRNA export from nucleus.